CCGAUCAUUCACCGCAAUACUUCUACUGUUCUUGUAUAAUUAGCUAACCACGUCGUCCUGAGUUUUAUAAAGUAUUGUUGCUGGAUAAUUGAAUUGCCUAAUUUGUGUAUCAAUCGCAGUCCAAAAAUCAUCAUGGCGGCUCUGAAGAAAGUUGUUGUAGUUGGGGUUUCCACGAGCGGAAUGGCCAACCUAGGAGCGUCUGUUGUUGAAGAGCUCAAGGCAGACGGGAAUUUUGAGAUCACAGUAGUGUCUCGCAAGUCCUCCCCCACAGCAACAGAAGGCGUCAAUCUGGUCAAGGUGGACGAUAGCUUUCCCGAGGAUGAUUUGGAGAAGGCAUUUACAGGCCAAGAUGCCGUGGUGAUGACUACCAACUUCCAGAUAUUCGGGCAGGAAGACAAGUUCAUCAAUGCGGCAGUCAAGGCUGGCGUCAAGAGAUUUAUAUCUUCCGAUUUUGGCAGCAACACAAGAAACGCAAAAACCCUAGCCAUGUUCCCCAUGAUGGGAGGUAAAGCUAGAGUGAACAGCGAACUCCAGGCCAAAGAAGGCACUGGACUAACUUGGACAGCAAUUCACACUGGCAUCUUCCUAGACGUCGGGCUGAUGACGGGAUUCUUGGGCUAUGACCUGAAGGAGCACACUGCUACGAUCUGGGACGAUGGUAAUGCUACGUUCUCCGUUUCUACGAAAGGAAAUGUCGCAAAAGCGGUCACCAGAGUUCUCAGGAAUCCUGAAAUUACCAGCAAUCAGCACGUGUUUGUAUCGUCGCUGGAAACAUCGAUGAAUGAGAUCCUAUCCGGACUCGAGAAGGGUCAAGGUGUCAAGUACGCAGUUUGUUAUACCACGACAGAGGAAGAAGUUACAUAUGGCAAAGAAAUGCUAGCAAAAGGGGAGUUCAUGAAAUCACACAAAUUGCUAUUGGCUGCGAACCUUAUUCCAGGAUACGGAAACAACUUCGCAGAAGAAGAGAAGCUCUGGAAUAAUGUCUUGGGAGUGCCUCGAGAGAGCAUUGAUGACGUGGUGGGCAAGGUGAUCAGAGGCUAGGAGAGAUCUCAAAAGAAUGGCUCCAAGCAAGAACUUUUCUAGUCAACUGUAGAAUUUAGGAUCGAUUUCCUUCUGGAGUUUAUCAACAUCGAUGAAUAAGAAAGACGGUGUCAGCUAACAAAUAAUUAUGG
Messenger RNA from Annulohypoxylon truncatum, 1172 nucleotides. RefSeq names its product NmrA-like family protein. Lineage: Eukaryota; Fungi; Ascomycota; Sordariomycetes; Xylariales; Hypoxylaceae. Gene Ontology annotation, molecular function: oxidoreductase activity. The coding region runs from base 133 to 1041 and encodes 302 amino acids. The transcript has 3 exons. The record is from RefSeq and is a predicted model, not a curated record.